CUGUGUGUAUCUGUGCUUGAUGCAUAAAAAGAGUAACAUUGCGCCCCUUGGAGGCAGCAUCGCCCCUGUGAAGAAGCUCGUCCUAGGGCCAGGCUCCCAGUUAGUGGGUUAAGGGGAGCCACUGAGCAAUCUGGAUGCACCCACAGAUAUUCUCUGUCGUUUUUUAAAAAAAUCCUCACACAUAAUGCGUACAACUCUAAUAUGUCUGCAAGGGCUGCUGUGAAUCAGGCCAUUUAAGCAGCUUCUGGAUUCAUAGUAGCUUAUUAUCGUUUGCCUUCUCCACCAAUUCUUGCUAAAAAUCAUAGCCAUUUUCCUAUAGGGUGUUGCCAUUUUUAUGUUAAAAUAUUUGAAAAAAUGGGAAACCCUUCUUUCUAGGACACGAAGUUUCAGAAUGGCUUUUGGCUCUGCAGAUAGCCUUGAUUUUUGAUUCUUGUACCUCUUCUAAAGUGUUUUUAUUCGGUUAGGUCCAGUUGGUCUCCCGGAAAUGUCCUUUUGUCUUUUCUUCCUGACAUAGCUUUUUUAGCUUGGAAAUAAUCGAAAUGGUAGAGUUGAAAGACUGCAAAACCACCUCAUGGAAUUGCCCCAGGGUCUUGGAUUACACCUUACUUGGAUUAUACGGGAAUAUCUACACAGGGAGUAUCUACUUUUGGCGAACUGGAAAAAAGAUGUAAUUUCUUCAGAUCCUCCCUUGCCUUUCAGCAUUUCCUACUCUAAUGGUGGAAUUUCAGAGGAAAAAAACACUUGGAGGUGAUACUUGUAGAAGCUAUUUGGGUUGCCAAAGGAUUUUUUCUACAUUUCUAGGCUGAACAAGUGUGGACUGGAAAAGAGAACAUGGAGAUGGGUUAAGAAAAAUUAAUGGAGGAUUCACGGGAGUAGAGCUAUUGUUUUCUGACAGUCGGUAACUGCAUUUUAACUAUUACACUUUAUUUAGAAAAAGCUUCGGCAUCACUUGCCCAAAUUAUCCCCUCCGUUUUCCCCCUUAGUAGAAUUCUACUUAAGAUUUGAUUAAAACCAUUGCGAAGCAUCCAGCUAUAACGCGAAUUAACUCUUAGACUACGACAAGUAUUUUGAAACUUGCUGAGAGAAAUUUGAAGACCACUUGAAAUUUCUGCCAGGAAUCUUUGUAUUCUAAUAAAAUUUUUUUUGAAUUCGGGUUCAUGCUACUUCAAGGGAACAUUUUUUCUACAAUGGCUAUUUAUAAACACCUAUUGAAAAUUACACGCUAAUAACGUUUACUUACGUCUUUUAAGUGUUCUGGGUUUUUUUUUCUUUUUUGAGUAAUCUGAGUUCAUGGCAACUGUAGGUGCAAACAUUUCAGGUUGUAGUGUGAAGUCAAAAACCCCCAAACGUAUAAUUUAUGCUGCCCCCUGGUGAUGUCCUACUUCACAGCACCUCCCCAAACUAAAACCUCCCUUUGAUAAAUUUUUUAGUUGAAAACUUAAAUCAAGUGUGGACAAGAUGCCAUUCUGCCUUCUUCAAACUGGGCCUUCUCUUGUUUUCAAAUACCCUAAGGCCUAACAGCUGAGGAGGAUUAGCUCUUGAGGCUAAUCAGUGUAGAGGAACUGUGACGAUCUGCCACAGAUCUCACUUUCACUUGGAGCAUUAUUCUUGAACUUUCCUGGCUUAUAAGACUCACUUGGGAACACUUACUUAAAAUCAGAUUCUGUGAGUCAUAAAUUCAGCUGAUUAGAAAAAAAAAAACGGAUUCUGGAGCCUCCUUUCAAACCUCUUGAAAUCUGAUAUCAGAGAUUGACUUGUGAUUUUUAUUUUUAACUGCCCCAGGUGAUUCUUAUUGACCGGAGAGGGUGGGGAAUCCUACAGCUAUAAAUAGUACAGGUGCUGCUGCAGUACUCUGCAGGUGGCUAAUGAGAGGGAAUUUUGUGAGUAAAGGAGCUUAGUAACCACGGGAAAGUAUAGGAGCUGUGAGGCAGGAGUGGAACUGCGGGUUUAACCUUGGUAUGUCACUUUCUUGCCAAGCAUACCUGUUUGUUUCUAAUGUGGCUCUAGUUGACAUUCUAUCCCGUACCAAGAUAUCUUUUGAGUGGCCACAAAUUCUAUUAAAGCAGAAGAAAUAGUGGUGAACCAUAAAAGAAAACCAGGUUCCUCUCUACUCUGCAAUUUAGAGGAAAAUUUUUCAUCCAAGGACAGAUCAGACUGCUGCAAUAAAGCAAAUAUCACGAUAAAGUGAGUCACACAAAUUUUUUGGUUUUCCAAUACAUAUAAAAGGUGCUGUUUUUUAACCCUAAUCUCUUGACCAAGAAUGAAACCAUUUAAAACUUAAGAUGCCAACAGAUCACGAAGAACCCUGUGGUCCCAGUCACAAGUCAUUUUGCCUGAAUGGGGGGAUUUGUUAUGUGAUACCUACUAUUCCCAGCCCAUUUUGUAGGUGCAUUGAAAACUAUACAGGAGCUCGUUGUGAAGAGGUUUUUCUCCUAAGCUCCAGCAUCCAAACUAAAAGUAACCUGUUUGCAGCUUUCAUGGCAGUGGCAGUCCUAGUAACACUGAUUAUUGGAGCCUUCUACUUCCUUUGCAGGAAGGGCCCCUUUCAGAGAGUGGGUUCAGUCCAGUAUGAUAUCAACCUGGUGGAGAUGAGCAGUACCAGCACCCACCACAGAAAUGGAUGACCUGGAGCUGGGGGAUGAGGAGAUGAUCCAGACUCCAAUCCUGCUGACCUAGAAAGUGACUCCACUGACCAGAGAACUGUCCCCAACUGCAGAGUCUCAGCUGCCACGGCAUCAUGGCUACGCUCAGAGGGUUUUGAUUUUCCUUUCCUUUUCUCCAAGAAGAAAUAACUUUUUUUAACAGAAAUAACUUUCUGUUAAAUAAUAUUCUAACAGAAUAUUCUUCUGUUAAUCAUUCAACUUAA
This is a messenger RNA of Callithrix jacchus (white-tufted-ear marmoset), 2866 nucleotides long. RefSeq names its product neuregulin 4 (gene NRG4). The record is from RefSeq and is a predicted model, not a curated record. Gene Ontology annotation, biological process: epidermal growth factor receptor signaling pathway; positive regulation of mitotic nuclear division; positive regulation of cell population proliferation. Gene Ontology annotation, molecular function: growth factor activity; epidermal growth factor receptor binding. Lineage: Eukaryota; Metazoa; Chordata; Mammalia; Primates; Cebidae.